CGUUGUCACAGCAUUCGCAAGUACGGCACUGCGUCUGGGUUGUUUCUGCACUCUCUUGGCGAGAGUCGGUCUUCGACGGGUAGAGUUUAAAGAUCGCGUCAACUAAGUCUUCGCGUCGCUGAGGCCGCCGGAAAGAUUGGCGACAAUGAUCGUCACCCUCAAGACAUUACAGCAGCAGACGUUCAAAAUUGAAGUUGACCCGUCGGAAACGGUCAGAGUAUUCAAAGAACGGAUAGAAGAAAAGAAAGGCAAGGACUACCCCGCCCACUGCCAAAAACUAAUAUAUGCUGGUAAAAUCCUAAGUGAUGACUCCAAGAUGAGUGAAUAUGAAAUUGACGAAAAGAAGUUUGUGGUCAUCAUGGUGACCAAGCCUAAACAGUCUGUCGAUGCAACGGCUGCGACACCAGGGCCUGGAGCGACUUCGACGGUGGCCUCUGCGGGGACAGCCUCGCCUGCUGCUGCGAAGCAGCCAGUUACAGAUGCUCAGAAGCCUGCGGAAACACCCAGCGGCACCUCCAAAAGUCCUGUGCAGUCACCAGUGCACUCUGCGGCAACCACACCAACCUCGCGGCCAGCAGCAGCAGAGACCACAGGCCUGGCCAUGGCUGCCUCGGCGCUGGUCAUGGGCGACGAGUAUGAGCGUAUGGUGCAGCAGAUCAUGGAGAUGGGCUACGAGCGGCCUCAAGUUGAGAGGGCUCUGCGUGCCAGCUUCAACAACCCUGACCGGGCUGUCGAGUACCUCCUCACGGGCAUCCCUCCGUCGCAGCAAGACCCGGCAGAAGAGAGUCACGGUGCAACAGAGGAGUCCGAGGACGCCCCACGGGGUGUUCCCAGCAAUACAGCCAUGUCGUCGCCACAGUCGCAGCACGGCACCAUGGGAGGAGGCGGGCCCCUCGAAGCGGCAUUGGCAGCAGAGGGUGGAAACCCUGAAGACCCGUUGGCCUUCCUCCGCUUCCAGCCUCAGUUCCAGCAGAUGCGGCAGGUGAUUCAGCAAAACCCACAGCUGCUCAAUGCAGUGUUGCAACAGCUUGGACAGACGAACCCCCAGCUCUUGCAGCUCAUCUCCAGGAACCAGGAGGCGUUUGUACGGAUGCUGAACGAGCCCAGUCCACCGCCGGGUGGUGCCAGCCAGGGUGGUGGUGGUGCACCGGGUGGCCUGGGUAGCGGAGGAGGAGCCACCAUCGAAGUCAACUACGGCCAGGUCACACCUCAGGACAAAGAGGCCAUCGAGAGGCUGAAGGCAUUGGGCUUUCCCGAGUACCUGGUCGUGCAGGCCUACUUUGCCUGUGACAAGAACGAGAACCUGGCGGCCAACUUCCUGCUCUCGCAAAACUACGACGACUGAUGCCUCUCGACGCUGUGCCUUAAGCCCUCCUCUUCCACAGGUCCCUGCUGUCUGAAGCACAUCAAUGUCUCGGUUUGCUGCUGAUACUCGUCCUCACACAACAACAAAUGAAACAGAGCAAGACAGAAGAAGCACGUGCAUUCAAAACACCCUUCUGCAGUUUUUGUUGCUUUUUUUUUGUUAACGAGGCGGUAUUUAACUGAUCAAGAGCGAAAAGGGUCAAUAAAACAGAAAAAAGGCGAGGCAGACGACGCGCGUGACUAGGAGCCUAACUGUUGUGACGUCACCCACGCCUUGCGUGAUGUCAUCGUUUGCCGUUUCUGUGCGAGCAGCUGAUGCAUCGAUGGCUUGGUUUUGUUUUCUUUCCUCUGGGAGUGGCGUGUUUUUGUGUGGAUAUAUAUUUUUUGUACAGGAUAAGUUGACAUGAAAUGCUGUGCAAAAAUUGUUGUAGUUGAGCGUCGAAGAAAAAAAGGAGGGGAGGAAAUAAGCGGUUGUAUUCGCGCAGUGUUUGAGCGAAUUUCACUGCGCAUUUGCCGAAUGCUUGCUAUUCCUGUACGCGGUUUAUAGCGUGUUGAAAAUAAAUGACUCAUUUCGCAA
Rhipicephalus microplus (southern cattle tick) is the source of this 1942-nucleotide messenger RNA. RefSeq names its product UV excision repair protein Rad23 (gene Rad23). Gene Ontology annotation, biological process: nucleotide-excision repair; proteasome-mediated ubiquitin-dependent protein catabolic process. The record is from RefSeq and is a predicted model, not a curated record. Gene Ontology annotation, molecular function: damaged DNA binding; ubiquitin binding; polyubiquitin modification-dependent protein binding. Gene Ontology annotation, cellular component: nucleoplasm; cytosol. Lineage: Eukaryota; Metazoa; Arthropoda; Arachnida; Ixodida; Ixodidae.